GCGGAGGAGAAAAAACUGUUUUGUCACAACACACUGAGAUAGACGAGCGAGACUCACCGCGAGUCCCGACAAGGGAAGUUUAUUCCUCGUUUUUCUGGGACACCCUAUGACACGAACAAGAGUGGAUAGAAAAAAGUGAGGAUCAGGAGUUUGCUUGUGAAGGUGGGGAGAAGACAACAUGGCAGUCUCCACUCAGUUGGGUUUGCUGCUGUGGAAGAACUUUACCUACCGACGGAGACAAACUAUCCAGCUGCUCAUUGAGAUCAUCUGGCCCCUGUUCAUUUUCUUUAUUUUGAUAUCAGUCCGGAUGUAUUACCCACCCUAUGAACAACAUGAAUGCCACUUCCCCAACAAAGCCAUGCCCUCUGCAGGCACCCUGCCAUGGGUUCAAGGCAUCAUCUGUAACGCCAACAACCCCUGCUUCCGUCAUCCCACUCCGGGAGAGAGUCCAGGAGUUGUGGGGAAUUUUAAUGACUCAAUAAUCUCUCGUUUAUUGACUGAUGCCAAGAAGAUCCUGCUCUACUCUCAGAACGAUAAGAGCUACGAAGGCUACAAAGGACUGCUGAGGGCCCUCAGGAAACUUCAGAAGAACACUGCCCGUUUCAAGCUGAAGGACUUCUUACAAGACAAUGAAACUCUUUCCCAUUUUCUGCACCACAAUGCAUCUCUUCCUCACCACACGCUAAGGCACAUUGUGGAGGCCGAAGUCAAUCUUGAAAAGGUGCUCACCAAAGGUUUUGGGUUCCAUCUUCGCGACCUCUGCAACACCACCUCUCUGGAGGAGUUUGUCGUGAUUGCUGACCCUAAUGUUUCCCGUUUAACUCAACAAAUAAUCUGCAACUCAUCAAGUGACUGGCUGAACAAAGCUCAAAGCCACUUCCUCUCCAACUUGGAUUUCCUCAAACCCAUCCGGAGGGAUGUGAAGUCAGACCCCAAAGUUGUUCAGGAAGUCUCCGCUGCAACUGACAACCUUCUGGAGAGCCUGGGAGCGUUGGCCGUGGAGUUUUCCAGCAUGAAGAGUUGGAAGGACAUGAGGAAGGAGAUCCUUUAUCUGACUGCAAACCCCACGGGGUCUCCAAACCAAAUGUACCAGGCCGUGUCCCGGAUUGUGUGUGGACACCCAGAGGGAGGGGGCCUCAAAAUCAAGUCUCUCAACUGGUACGAAGACAACAACUACAAGGCCCUGUUUGGAAACCACGGCAACGACAGUGACAUCGAGCCAAUGUCCAUUUACGAUAACUCCUCCACCCCUUACUGUAACAACUUGAUGAAGAGCCUGGAAUCCAGCCCCAUCUCCAGAAUGAUCUGGCGAGCACUAAAGCCUUUGCUCAUGGGGAAGAUUCUGUACACCCCAGACACUCCAGCGACACAGAGGAUCAUCCACGAGGUUAAUAAGACCUUCCAGGAGCUGGGCGUUCUGAGGGACCUGGGGGGAAUGUGGGAAGAAAUGAAGCCCCAAUUCUGGAACUUCAUGGAGAACAGUGAGGAAAUGGACAUGGUCAGGAACUUGCUUCAGAGUAAUGUCGGCGCUGCGUUCCUGAAUGCACAGCUCAGUGGGACUGAGUGGCGCGUCUCAGAUGUGGCAAACUUCCUGUCGAAAGCCUCAGAGGACAAAAGACCUGCAGGGACUGCAUACACCUGGAGAGAUGCCUUCAAUGAGAGCGACCACGCCAUCCAGACCAUUUCCCGCUUCAUGGAGUGUGUGAACCUGGAUAAACUGGAGCCGGUGGCAAACGAGGAGCGUUUGGUCAACAAGUCCAUGAGUCUCCUGGACAACCAGAAGUUCUGGGCAGGAAUUGUGUUUCCUGACAUUGUGCACAGCGACAACAGCGACCUGCCCCCCAAUGUCAACUACAAGAUCCGCAUGGACAUCGACAACGUGGAGAGAACCAACAAGAUUAAAGAUGGAUAUUGGGACCCCGGUCCCAGGGCAGACCCUUUCGAGGACCUUCGGUACGUCUGGGGCGGGUUCUCGUACCUGCAGGACGUCAUAGAGCAGGGAAUCAUCAGAGCUGUCACUGGCUCAAAGGAGAAGACAGGCAUCUACAUUCAGCAGAUGCCGUACCCGUGCUACGUUGACGACAUUUUCUUGCGAGUGAUGAGUCGCUCCAUGCCGCUCUUCAUGACUCUGGCCUGGAUGUACUCGGUGGCCAUCAUAAUCAAAGGCGUGGUGUACGAGAAGGAGGCCCGCCUGAAGGAGACCAUGAGGAUCAUGGGGCUGAACAACGGCACCCUGUGGCUGAGCUGGUUCAUCAGCAGCUUAAUCCCGCUGCUGAUCAGCGCAGGGCUGCUGGUGAUGCUACUGAAGAUGGGCAACCUGCUCCCGUACAGCGAUCCUGGAGUAGUUUUCCUGUUCCUGGGAUCCUUCGGCGUCGUAACCAUCAUGCAGUGCUUCCUCAUCAGCACGCUGUUUUCUCGUGCCAACCUGGCGGCGGCGUGCGGUGGCAUCAUAUACUUCACUCUCUACUUGCCUUACGUUCUGUGUGUGGCCUGGCAAGACUACGUGGGAUUUGGAGCUAAAGUUUUAGUGAGUCUGCUGUCUCCAGUGGCUUUUGGCUUCGGCUGCGAGUACUUUGCCUUGUUUGAAGAGCAAGGAGUGGGAAUCCAGUGGUCCAACUUGCUGGCAAGCCCCUUAGAGGAGGACAGCUACAACCUAACCACAUCCAUCUGCCUCAUGCUGUUCGAUGCCGUGUUGUACGGAAUCAUGACCUGGUACAUUGAAUCUGUUUUCCCUGGUCAGUAUGGGAUCCCCAGGCCCUGGUAUUUCCCUUUCACCAAAUCCUAUUGGUGUGGAGAAAAAGAAAAUAAAAACAUGUCUGCGUUGCUUUCAAAGAAGGGGAAUGCUGAGGCAGUGUGCAUUGAGGAGGAACCCGGCCACAUUGAACCUGGUGUUUACAUCGAGAACCUUGUGAAGGUCUACAGUCACGGAAACAAGCUGGCCGUCGAUGGGCUGAGCCUGAAAUUCUACGAAGGACAGAUCACCUCCUUCCUGGGUCACAACGGAGCCGGCAAGACCACAACCAUGUCUAUUCUGACUGGGUUGUUCCCACCCACCUCUGGCACCGCUUACAUCCUCGGGAAGGACAUCCGCUCCGAACUCAGCACCAUCCGACAGAACCUGGGCAUGUGCCCACAGCACAACGUGCUUUUCAGCAUGUUGACAGUAGAGGAACACAUCUGGUUCUAUGCUCGCCUGAAAGGGCUCUCAGAGGAGAAAGUAAAGGCGGAAAUGGAACAGAUUGUGAAUGACGUUGGCCUUCCUCACAAACGAAAGUCUCGCACAAACACCCUGUCAGGUGGGAUGCAGAGGAAGCUGUCAGUGGCUCUAGCUUUUGUCGGGGGCUCCAAAGUUGUGAUUCUUGAUGAACCCACAGCUGGUGUUGACCCCUAUGCUCGGAGGGGAAUCUGGGACCUGUUGCUAAAGUACAGACAGGGCCGUACAAUCAUUCUGUCCACUCAUCACAUGGAUGAGGCUGACAUACUGGGGGACAGAAUUGCUAUCAUUUCCCAUGGUAAGCUCUGCUGCGUGGGCUCCUCCCUCUUCCUGAAGACUCACCUUGGUACAGGCUACUACCUGACGAUGGUUAAAAGGGACUACGACUUGGCUCUGCAGUCCUGCAGGAACUCCGCCAGCACCGUUUCCUACAGCAAGAAAACAGAGAAGGAGGACAGCAUAUCCGAGAGCAGUUCAGAUGCAGGCCUGGGCAGUGAACCUGACAGUGAAACCACCACUAUUGACGUUUCUCUCAUCUCUAACGUGAUUUUCAAACAUGUCCGGGAGGCUCGCCUGGUGGAGGAUCUUGGACACGAACUCACCUACGUCUUGCCCUACCAGUCAGCUAAAGAUGGAGCCUUUGUGGAGCUCUUCCAUGAGCUUGAUGACCGGCUUACUGAUUUGGGAAUAUCGAGUUAUGGAAUUUCCGAUACCACUCUGGAAGAGAUCUUUCUGAAGGUGGCAGAAGACAGCGGAGUUGAUGCUGUUGAGCUUUCAGACGGAGUCGUACCGACUCGGACUCGUCGACGUCAUGCUUUUGGAGAUCACCAGAGCUGCCUGAAACCCUUCACUGAGGACGAAUUUGACUUCAACGACUCUGAAGGUGAUCCAGAAUCCCGUGAGACGGACUGGCUUGGUGGGGCAGACGGCAAAGGUUCCUUCCAGGUUAAAGGCUGGAGUCUGAAGAGGCAGCAGUUCGUUGCUCUGCUGUGGAAACGCUUUCUCUACGCCCGGCGCUCCAGGAAAGGCUUCUUUGCUCAGAUUGUCCUCCCAGCAGUGUUUGUGUGCAUCGCCCUGGUAUUCAGCCUGAUCGUUCCCCCCUUUGGAAAGUACCCCAGCUUGGCUCUGCAUCCCAGCAUGUAUGGAGAACAAUUUUCUUUCAUCAGCAAUGACAUGCCUGACGACCCUCACACCAACAAACUGCUGGGAGCUCUGAUGGAAAAACCCGGCUUUGGAUCUCGCUGCAUGAAGGGAGAGCCCAUACCCAACACCCCCUGUACUGCUGUUGAAGAUGAGUGGGCAGUCCCUGAAGUCUCUGAGAGUUUGAGGGACAUUUUCGCCAAGGGCAACUGGACCAGGGAGAACCCUUCUCCCUUGUGUCAGUGCAGCUGUGAGGGGCGUAAGAGGAUGCUGCCGGAGUGUCCUGAUGGGGCUGGUGGACUCCCACCACCACAGAUGAGGAUCAGUGACAAAGACACCCUGCAGAACCUGACGGGCAGAAAUGUAUCAGACUAUCUGGUUAAAACCUACGCACAGAUCAUUGGAAAAAGCCUGAAAAACAAGAUUUGGGUCAACGAGUUCAGGUAUGGUGGAUUCUCACUGGGUGCAAGGAGCUCCCAGUUUCUGUCUCACAAAGAUGACAUUGAUGUUGCAAUUGCUCAGCUGAGGAGGCGCUUCCAUCUUGAAAGAGGAACUGCAGCUGAUCGGUUUUUCCACAGCCUCUCCAGUUUUAUCCAGGGAUUGGACUCCAAGAAUAAUGUCAAGAUCUGGUUCAACAACAAGGGCUGGCACAGCAUCAGCUCCUUCCUCAAUGUGAUGAACAACGGCAUCCUGCGCGCCAGUCUGCCAGCUGGAAAAGACCCCACCAAGUUUGGCAUCACAGCCUACAACCACCCGCUGAACCUCACCAAGGAGCAGCUGUCACAGGUGGCAUUGAUGACGACGUCGGUGGACGUGCUGGUGUCGAUUUGCGUGAUCUUCGCCAUGUCCUUUGUCCCGGCCAGUUUUGUGGUCUUUCUCAUCCAGGAGCGAGUGAACAAGGCCAAACACAUGCAGUUCAUCAGUGGAGUGCAGCCCUUCCUCUACUGGCUGGCCAACUUUGUGUGGGAUAUGUGUAAUUACAUCGUUCCAGCCACACUGGUGAUCAUCAUAUUUGUGUGUUUCCAACAAGACGCCUACGUCUCCUCGACCAAUCUGCCAGUGCUGGCCCUGCUGCUCCUGCUUUAUGGAUGGUCGAUCACCCCUUUGAUGUACCCAGCCUCUUUCUUCUUCAAGAUCCCCAGCACUGCCUACGUGGUUCUAACCAGUGUCAACAUACUGAUAGGAAUCAAUGGCAGCGUGUCAACGUUUGUCCUGGAGCUGUUUGGAAGUAACGAGAUCGGAGGGAUCAAUGACAUCCUGAAGAAUGUUUUCCUCAUCUUCCCUCACUUUUGCUUGGGCAGAGGACUGAUCGACAUGGUGAAGAAUCAGGCCAUGGCUGAUGCUUUGGAGCGAUUCGGUGAAAAUCGGUUCCGCUCGCCGCUCGCCUGGGACAUGGUGGGAAAAAACCUGUUUGCAAUGGCCGUAGAAGGGGUGGUGUUCUUCUGCAUCACAGUCCUCAUUCAGUAUCGCUUCUGCAUCACCACUCGGUCUUCCAUCAGCCACCUGAAGCCCAUUGGAGAGGAAGAUGAGGACGUGGCCAGAGAGCGCCAGAGGGUCCUGAGCGGGUCGGGCCAGUCAGACAUCCUGGAGCUGAGGGAGCUCACCAAGAUUUACAAACGGAAGCAGAAGCCAGCCGUUGACCGGCUGUGCGUUGGCAUCCCUCCUGGAGAGUGUUUCGGUCUGCUUGGAGUGAACGGAGCAGGAAAGACGAGCACCUUCAAAAUGCUGACGGGAGACUCCCUGGUCACCAGUGGGGAGGCGUACUUGGCAGGCAAAAGUGUAACUACUGAGAUAGAUGAGGUGCAUCAGAACAUGGGCUACUGUCCUCAGUUUGAUGCCAUCAACGACCUGCUGACCGGCAGAGAGCAUCUUGAAUUCUAUGCCAUUCUGAGAGGAGUACCCGAGAAGGAAGUCUGCGAGGUGGCAGAGUGGGGCAUCCGGAAACUGGGAUUGGUCAAAUAUGUUGACAAAUCGGCCGGGAGCUACAGCGGAGGAAACAUGAGGAAGCUGUCCACCGCCAUCGCUCUCAUUGGAGGACCUCCUGUUGUGUUUCUGGAUGAGCCCACUACGGGCAUGGACCCGAAGGCACGCCGAGCCCUCUGGAACGCCAUCCUGAGCAUCAUCAAAGAGGGACGCUCCGUGGUUCUGACGUCUCACAGCAUGGAGGAGUGUGAAGCUCUGUGCACCAGGAUGGCCAUCAUGGUCAACGGCAGGUUCCGCUGCCUGGGCAGCGUGCAGCACCUGAAGAACAGGUUUGGCGACGGCUACACCAUCAUCCUGCGAGUGGCGGGGCCAGACCCAGACCUUCGGCCGGUGAUGGGCUUCAUCGAGCGGGAGCUUCCAGGGAGCACGCUGAAGGAGAAGCACCGCAACAUGCUGCAGUACCAGCUCCCCUCAUCCCUCACCUCCCUAGCCCGCAUCUUCUCCCUCCUGUCCAAGAACAAGGAGACGCUCUGCAUAGAAGACUAUUCUGUGUCCCAGACCACCUUAGACCAAGUGUUUGUAAAUUUCGCCAAGGACCAAAGUGACGAGGACCACUUGAAAGACGUCCACCUGAGCAAGCGGGACGCCGUCGUCGUGGACCUUUCACAGCUCAACUCUUUCCUCGUAGACAGCAAGAGCAGGGAGAGCUGCGUCUGAUUCCACCAGUGGGAGGUGCUUCACCCACUCCCCCCACCCCACCCAGUUUGAAAAAUAUGGACCACAAACGUGUGGGGGAGGGAGGGGGGAACCAUUUUUUUGUUUGUUUUAGUCUUUUAUUCUUCUCAUUUUUCAGUGAACCUGCACCUGAGCGCACAGCCUGAAAAGGCAAAAGCUGCAGGCUUUGUGAAAGACACUGACUAAAUGAAAACUCAAUGCAAAUCAAUGCAAGAAAACGUGUACACAUAUAUUUAAGAGGAAGAUGAGCCCGCGGGUGUUGGAGACAGUUACAGAUGCAGGCUCUGUGUUCCACUGGAGAGCAGGAAGCAAACGUCUUGGAUUCGUUAUUCCCAUUCCUCGGAGGAUCUCACUGCUGUGGAUCAUUCACUGCCAGCUUUUGAAACAUGGACUGACCACUUUUUUUAUUCAGGGUCAAACUUCUUCAGCUUAUCUUUGUUACCAGCGACAGUUUUAUAAUCAAAACGAAAGUUGAAAGACAAAAAAAAAAAAAGAUCAAUCUCAGUGACAAAAGUGCAAUCUAUGUGAUUAUUUCAUUGACCAACGUAGACCUGCGUUCCCUCUACAGAGUUCUUUUCUUCUGUUUUAACAUGUGGGACUGCUGUCCUUGCUGGUUACCUUAACAUUGUUCAGCCCAGUGCCUGCAGACGGGGAGCACUCCAUCCCAAACCCCAGCACACGUAUGCUGCCAAGGAAUGUAGAGCAUGGACGGCACGCAUCCAGAGCCUGGAGAGAAACGCCCGGCCGCAUCCGCGCCCAAACAAAGAGGCCGGAUGUUUGUUCCGGUUCUUCAGCCGGUGGUGUUGCUCUGCGUUUUCCUCCCGAUCCCAAUCGGACGGAGGGUUCUCGGAGGCUGUUUCGGAAAGAUGGCUUUAUGUUUGCGACCGCAUGCUUCCUGCCAGCCACGCACUUUGAACAUCCGUGUCCGUGUGUGUAGACCAACGCAUGCCAGUAGAUCUGUGUUCACUGCAGUGGAGACAACUACCGUCUCCUUCAUUACUGUUGGGUUGUUUUGCAUGGCGUCAAAUGUUGAGAUGAAAAAAAAACAACUAAAAGUGGAGAUAAGUUAUGGGACUGAUGGGAUUCUAUCAACCUAUUUCUGUGGAUGUAAUGUACAGUAAUUCGAUGUCAUCAGUAAUCUAUCAGUAUCUGUGCCAAAUGGAGACGUAUCUUUGAUCAAACUAUGUAAUCCUACUGAGGCAAAGGAUUUUUCCGCUUUUGCUCCGCCACUCGAUCGAUCAGCUGCUGGAAACAACGCAGGCUCACAUGUGAGGUUUGUUCCAUCUUUACCUUUAAAGCUCUGGUGACUUUGCCAAAUCUCAAACUUGUCACAAUCACAGGCGUCAAGACAGAAAUAUUCCGUUUGGAGUCAGCCAGACUGAACACGACGAGCUGCUUUCUAUCUACAAAUCCAGGGUUUGAACUGAAGACAGAAUCUGUUCAAAAGUGUUUUAUAGUUAUUCAAGAACUGACCCUUCAAAACCUUUUUAUUUUAUUUCCCCCCUUACCUAAAAGAAUUUUGAGCACUUUAUGGGCGUAGCAGCCUUUGGUUUUCACCGUGUAGGAUUAAGCUUUUUCAAAACCCAAACCAAAUGUCUGCACUGAAAAACAGACACAUACAGCUACAUCACUGCAGAUUUGUUUGAAACUUGAAACCGAGAUCAAAGGCUCUUGUGAGUUAGACAAAUUAGUCAAACUGUGAAAAUAUUAGACUAGAAGUUGUUAAGAGCAAUGCAGGACAUUACUUAAGUGGUCAUUUUCUUCUCUUCUCGAUCUCAAUAUUACUAUUUGUUUACAUUUGAAAGUAUUACAAAUGUUUGUGUUGGUUAACCGUUGUGUAUAAAUAUUCUCUACAUUGAUAAAAAUUCAUACAUUUUCAAAUAAAGGACUUUGGACUGAA
This is a messenger RNA of Oryzias latipes (Japanese medaka), 8912 nucleotides long. Its product is annotated as phospholipid-transporting ATPase ABCA1. Gene Ontology annotation, cellular component: intracellular membrane-bounded organelle; membrane. The record is from RefSeq and is a predicted model, not a curated record. NCBI's taxonomy places the organism in Eukaryota, Metazoa, Chordata, Actinopteri, Beloniformes, Adrianichthyidae. Gene Ontology annotation, molecular function: ATP hydrolysis activity; lipid carrier activity; ABC-type transporter activity. Gene Ontology annotation, biological process: lipid transport; transmembrane transport.